AAAACGCCUUUAAGUUGAAGUCAAACACGCUACUCGUUCAAGCGUUUUCAUGAACAAAUAUUUUCUCUGUAAAACGACGCCGCAACCAAGUUUGCAGGUUGCGAACAAAACCUCGGCGGCGGUGGUGGUGGUGGGUUUUAGGUGAUAGGGAAGCUCUGUGUCUCUGACCCACUGAGAUCACUGAGAAACUUCUCAGCUUCAGCCAUUGUUGGAAAUCUCAGUGCUUGAAAAAACCAGAAGCGCAAAAGGGAAAAAAUAUGGUGGUAGAGAGCUAUGUGGUGGUGCACAACAUAGCCAAGAGACACAACGUCGGGACAAUGGCCCGGAGCGCCUCGGCUUUCGGGGUGUCGGAGUUAAUAUUGGUGGGUCGCAGGGAUUUCAACGCCUUUGGAAGCCAUGGCUCUACCUCCCACCUUCGCUUCCGACACUUCCACUCUCUCCAAGAAGCCCGAAUCUUCCUCAAGGAAAGAGAUUGUGAUAUAUGCGGUGUAGAGAUCACGGAUGGUGCUGAGGCAGUGAAUCAGCAUCCUUUUAAGAGGAGCACAGCCUUUCUUCUAGGCAACGAGGGAACAGGCCUUUCUGCUAAAGAAUGUGAGAUUUGUGACUUCUUUGUGUAUAUUCCACAAUACGGGGGUGGUACUGCCUCAUUGAAUGUUACUGUGGCAGCUUCUAUUGUUCUACAUCAGUUUGGAGUUUGGGCAGGUUUUCCUGAGAGAAGCCGUGAUGGAAACAAGUUUGUUGUGGCUGAGAAGCCUGUUAAACAAGCAAGACGAAAUUUCUGCUCAGAAAACGCAGAUUCUAUUAUCGAAGAGCGAAAAUCAAGAAGGGAGAGUGCUUCUAAUGGUUUCUUUGAUGAGAAUGGAAACGAAAAUUCAUCUUCUAACCUUCUGGAUGCAUUGUUUGAUGAUGUAAAGACAUGAUUUAUUCAACAUCAUACAACAUGGAUUAGAUUGCAGUUCUACAUUCCUUAAUUGUUGUAAAGGGGGAAACAAACAGCUUAUGCAUAAGCUGCAACUGGAGAAAAUUCGAAUUACAAGAAAGGCCGUUUUGUCAACCCGAAAAGAGUUGGUUGUUUAGGGACGUGAUACAAAUUACUUCAAUUCAUUGUGCAACUUAGCAAAUUUAUGAUAUGUAAUGUUUUUUGUUAUUUUGGUUAGCAUUUCGAUUAAAAGUGCUUGUAAGGAUCACUUUAUUGUAUCAUUUUUGUUCCUGAUAAUGAAUCAGAUUAUCGAUAAUUAAGCUCA
This is a messenger RNA of Ziziphus jujuba (common jujube), 1244 nucleotides long. RefSeq lists its product as uncharacterized. Gene Ontology annotation, biological process: RNA processing. Gene Ontology annotation, molecular function: RNA binding; RNA methyltransferase activity. The coding region runs from base 258 to 920 and encodes 220 amino acids. The transcript is spliced from 4 exons. The record is from RefSeq and is a predicted model, not a curated record. Lineage: Eukaryota; Viridiplantae; Streptophyta; Magnoliopsida; Rosales; Rhamnaceae.